AUGAUUAAAGCCAGAGGUAACUUCACGGUUCUCUCUCGGACACUUACCCACCACAAGGUAUGCGUCAGAUUUGCCACUUCCUUGGUGUCCGGCGACUAUUCUUCCAAACUUCCAUACUCGCCAUCCGCCUACAAGCCAUUUGCGGUAAAUCAGUUUCCUCGGGACAUAGAAUGGUUGCUCAAGUCUGAAGAAAGUGAAACUGUUCCCGAAGAGAAGGAAGAGCCCCAAGAAGAUGACAAUAGCAAGGAAAUCAAAAAGGAUGAAGAGUCCGACGUUGAUGAUAAGAUCAAGAAGGACGAGGGUAACAAAGAAGAAGAUCUCGACAAAUCUGUUUCCGAAGAAGAUUCUACUGUAACUCCAGCUUCAAGCUCCAUCACCCCAACAUCCGCCGGUGGUGCUUCUGGUGGUGGUGGCAAUGGAAAUGGAUAUGGAAAUGAUGAUCCAAAGACCGGGGUAUAUCCGCCAUUGUUAGCAAUCCCUAUGAAAGACAGACCCCCACUUCCAGGACGUCCGUUUGCCAUCAACAUCACUGAUCCAGAAGUGAUAAGGUCCAUCUACACCAUCAUCGACAAGAGAGAACCAUACUUUGUAUUGUUUCAUAUCAAGGACCAAGAUAAGGGUGAUACUGAUAUCAUUCAAAGCAGAGAUUCGGUGUACGACGUCGGUGUUCAUUGUCAAAUUAUCAGACACACUUCCCCACGUCCCGGAACGUUUAAUAUUUUGGGAUAUCCUUUACAGAGAAUCAAGUUGGAGGACCUUAGUGCACCUGGCGAAAAGAAGGAUUCAAUAGACAUGGAUAAGUUUUCGACCUCCUAUUUAAAGGAUUUGAAAGUAUCUUAUGCCACGGUCAGACCUAUGGAAGAUGAGCCUUAUGAUUCCCAAUCGCCUGACAUCAGAUCUCUUAUUGAAGCAAUCAAGACCUUGUUGAGUAAAAUGGGCAGCAAAAACCCAUUGGAAAAGCUUCAAAUCAAGGAAGGCACUGAGCUUGUUAGCGAUCCACCCAAGUUUGCUGAUUUUGUUGGUUCUACCAUUCACGGUGAUCCAAAGAAGAUCCAAGAGAUCUUGGAGACGGUGGAUAUUGAAGAGAGGUUAUCCAAAGCUUUGGAAUUAUUGAAAGUGGAAAUGAGAGCUAAUCUUAUCAAAGAAAACACUAUCCAUAACUUGAGUAGUAAAGCUGAUGAAUUUCAAACCAAGUUAUUUAUCAAGGAGUUCAUCAAGGAAUUACAGAAAAGAGCAGGAAUCGCUGAGUCAGAAGAUAAGAAGACUCACAAGUUUGAUGAGAGAUUGAAACAUUUGAAGCUUUCAGAAGAAGCUAUGGAAGCCUAUAAUGCGGAAAGAGCCAAAAUGGAAAAUCAAAAUGAGCAUUCUAGUGAAUUAGGUGUCAGUGAACGAUACUUAGAUUGGUUGACUUCUAUUCCCUGGGGAAUUUACUCAAAGGACAGUUUCAAUAUCAAGGAAGCAAGAAAAAUUUUGGAAAGGGACCAUUACGGUUUGAAGGAUGUCAAGGAAAGAAUUUUGGAAUUCAUCUCAAUGGGUAAGAUUUCUGGUAAGGUGGAUGGUAAGAUCUUGUGUCUUGCAGGUCCUCCCGGUACUGGAAAGACUUCCAUUGCCAAGUCCAUUGCAGAAUCUUUGAACCGUAAGUAUGUCAGAAUUGCUAUGGGUGGUAUUCAAGAUGUUCAUGAAGUCAAAGGACACAGAAGGACUUAUGUUGGUUCUAUUCCUGGUCGGAUUAUCUCUGCCUUGAAACAAGCCAAAACCUCCAACCCUCUUAUGCUUAUUGAUGAAAUUGAUAAGUUGGAUUUGAGUCGUGGUGGAGGUGCUGCUUCUGCCUUUUUGGAAAUCUUGGACCCUGAACAAAAUAAUGCUUUUGUGGAUAACUAUAUUGAUGUUAAAGUUGAUUUGUCCAAAGUGUUGUUUGUUUGUACUGCCAAUUACUUAGGGAACAUUCCUGCUCCUUUGAGAGAUCGUAUGGAAAUCAUUAACGUCAAUGGUUACACCAACAACGAAAAGCUCGAGAUUGCCAAGAGACAUUUAAUUCCAGAUGCUGAAAAGAAGGCAGGUCUCGAAGGAAACCACGUCGCUAUACCUGAUGCAACAAUCAAGAGAUUAAUUGAGAAAUAUUGUCGUGAAAGUGGCCUUAGAAACGUCAAGAAGUUGGUGACUAGAAUCUUCAGUAAAGCUUCUCUCAAGAUUGCUGAACAGCUUGAAGAUUCACCAUUAGAAGCCAGUUCAGAAGCAUCCAAGGAAGCUGUAACAACAUCAGCCAGCUCUGGUCCAAAUGAACCUCUUACUGUUGCUCCUAAAGAAUCAACACAAGCCAGUGAACCUGUGGUAGCUGCAUCUUCUUCCAAAGAAACCAUAAAUGCUAACGCAGCUCGUGCUCCAGCUGUCGAUAUCGACGAACCUUUGAAUAAUCCUCAAGAUAUCAAGCCUAAUGAUAUCAAGGAAGUGGAUACUGAGAAGGGUUCUGAAGAAAAGAUUGAAAAGCUCAAGAUUCCAGAAGAAAUUAAGUUAGAGAUCACCCCUGAAAACUUGAAAGAUUAUGUUGGACCCGAAAUCUAUACUAGAGAUCGUGUUUAUGACAUUCCACCUCCAGGUGUAGCCACGGGUCUUGCUUAUAGUUCCUCUGGUAAUGGUGAUGCCUUGUAUAUUGAGUCCAUUUUGACCCAUUCAAUAGGCUCAGGAUCUGGACACGCUGGUAUUCAUGUUACUGGUAGCUUGAAGGAAGUUAUGAAGGAAUCGGCCUCCAUUGCCUACUCGUUCACUAAGCUGUUCAUGGUUAAGAACUUCCCAGAAAACAGAUUCUUUGAAGCUGCAGACGUUCAUGUUCAUUGCCCAGAUGGUGCUAUUCCAAAAGACGGUCCUUCUGCUGGUAUUUCAUUUACAUCAUCUUUGGUAUCCUUGGCCCUCAACAGGUCCUUACCACCAAACAUUGCCAUGACUGGUGAAAUCACAGUUACUGGUAGAGUGUUACCUGUUGGAGGAUUAAGAGAAAAGACUUUAGGUGCCAAGAGAUACGGCUGUGAUACCAUCAUUUUCCCUAAGGAUAUUGAAAACGAGCUUGAAGAAAUCCCAGAAGAAGUUAAGGAAGGUGUUACGUUCGUCCCUGUUGAAUGGUACCAAGAAGUAUUCGACAGAAUUUUCCCAGAUGUCUCUAAGGAAGAAUGUAAUAAUGUCUGGAAGGAAGAAUUCGCCAAGUUGGAUCAAAAGAAGAAGAAUAAAAGGUCUUCCACGUCUUCAAGAGGACAAAUUGCUUCUGCUGCAGCCUGAAAUCAUAACUUUGUAAAUAAGAUUCAUUAUACAUAUAUAUAUAUUAUUCGUGUCAUUUGUCCUCUUUCUUGAUAUUAGAAAAGAAGUUUCUCACUUCUUUUUCAGUCACAACCUUACCUUGUUCGGCAAACGGUUUGAAAAAGUCUUUAAGUUUCGAUCUAAUUUGAUUGUAAGCUUGUAACCCCUCAACAGCUUGUUCUCUGGGUAAAGACAGAAGUACAUCAGCUCCGAGUUCGAGAGUAGAUGAAGACUCGUCAUCUUCUGGGGGUUCAUAGACGGGAUCAGAUUCGUAAAGAUAGUCAUGAUUGAUCAAAAAGUUCUUGAUUUUAUCGUCUGUGGUUGUGUCUUUAAGCUG
Molecule: messenger RNA, 3625 nt
Organism: Yamadazyma tenuis ATCC 10573
Lineage: Eukaryota; Fungi; Ascomycota; Pichiomycetes; Serinales; Debaryomycetaceae
Source: RefSeq, a predicted model, not a curated record